UAGGGGUGUUAUCACUACCACCUUGGCGACAAUGCGCGUAUGUAAGAAUAUAACUGAUAACCAUAGAUACUAUGCACGUCAGUAGCAGAGCUACACUCGUGCAUGCAACCCAAUCAGGUUGUCCAUAUCGUAAUGCUUCGCGGUAUGAUAGGUAGCCGGCAUGCAUUCUGACGUCUGUAUAUAAUGGCAAGCUCACCAGAACCCCUAUGUAUUCUAAGACUCCAUUCAACCAUCGUUUCUCAUAAAAAUACACCAUGGCAGACCAAACCCCCCUCCCCAUCCCCGACCCCGAAAAAGCCUCCAAGAGCUCCGGUCGCGACGUCCCGGCCUCCACAUCCUCAGAGCUGUGCACCGAGGACAUCGCCGAGGCCGAGGUCCUCAUGAUCGCCGACCCGCGCAACCGACUCGAGAGACUCGCCAACAAGUUCGACCGGCUCUUCGGCCUCGAGGCCCGGGGUAUCCAGCAGGUGCCCGAAUCGGCGCGGGAAGGGAAGCCGACGGCGAGGGACUACGUGUGGAUGUGGUCCAUCUGGUUCUCGGCCAACUGCACCGCGGUGCAGUUCACGGCGGGUAUACUGGGACCUGUUUCGUAUGGGCUGGGGUUGGUCGAUUCUAUGCUGUUGUGCGCUUUUGGCACGAUUCUCGGUUCGGUCUGUAGCGCCUACGUAUCCACAUUCGGCGCGCUUUCGGGGAACAGGACUGUGGUGGUUGCUCGUUUCGCAAUGGGGUACUGGCCCGCCAAGCUUGCUGCCUUGUUUAACAUCGUGAUCAACGUCGGGUAUGGCUUGAUCGACUGUGUUGUUAGCGGACAGAUCCUCUCGGCUGUGAGCGGCGGUUCCUUGUCCCCUAUUGUUGGGAUAAUAGUUACGGCCCUUAUAACGUGGUUUGUGAGCACUUUUGGUAUCAAACUCUUUCAUCCGUACCAGGGAUACGCCUGGGUGCCUCAAGUCGCUAUUCUUUUCAUCCUCGUGGGUUGCGCUAGCCCUAAAUUCGAUACAGCGACACCUAGCCAGGGAACUGGUACUACGGUGGUGGGAGACAGGUUGAGCUACUUCUUUCUUACUGCUUCGGUCCCUCUCGGGUGGGCUUCUCAGUCGGCGGAUUUCUACGUCUACUUCCCCAAGUCAUCCAACAGAUACAUCAUAUUCCUAAUGACGUUCUUGGGUCUUCUGCUCGGGAAGUGUUUCGUCGAAUUUCUCGGCAUUGGUCUUGCUACCGGGCUGGCUCACAAUGCCAGCUGGGCGGCUGCCUUUGAUGUCUCCUUAGGUGCUCUUCUGGUGGAAGCCUUCUCUCCCUUAGGAGCUUUCGGGCAUUUCUGUUGCGUCGUCCUAGCGCUGGGUAUAUGCGCCAACAUCAUUCCUUCGACCUAUUCCACCGGCCUUUCUUUCCAGCUACUUGACCGUAGCGCCGAAAGGAUUCCUCGAUUAUUCUGGUGCACCUUCGCUGUAGUAAUAUACGCCAUCUGCGCCAUCGCGGGAUAUAAACACCUUUUAGCCAUCUUCAAUAACUUUUUGGUCAUCAUUGGGUACUGGCUCGCGAAUUUCGUAGUCCUUGUCUUACAAGAACAUGUUAUUUUCCGGCGCAAGACAGGGUGGAAGUGGGACCAAUGGGAUAAUACAGAAUAUCUCCCGCUAGGUAUUGCGGCCUUUACUGCGUUCUGUAUCGGUUGGGUUGGCGUCGUGCUGGGAAUGGAUCAGACCUACUUUGUAGGCCCCAUCGCGAAGUUAGUAGGUGAACAUGGUGCUGAUCUGGGUAUACCAUUGGGUGCUGCGUUUACGGCUGUCACGUUUCCCUUUUUACGAUACAUGGAGUUGAAAUAUUUUAAGCGUUAACUAGGUUCUAAAUAAGGAACGAUUUUAAUAGUAAUGCUACAUUUACUCGUCUCGAAAAA
Molecule: messenger RNA, 1891 nt
Organism: Annulohypoxylon truncatum
Lineage: Eukaryota; Fungi; Ascomycota; Sordariomycetes; Xylariales; Hypoxylaceae
Exons: 4
Coding region: 255-1832 (525 amino acids)
Biological process (GO): transmembrane transport
Cellular component (GO): fungal-type vacuole membrane; plasma membrane
Molecular function (GO): transmembrane transporter activity
Source: RefSeq, a predicted model, not a curated record